AGUGCCAAGAUGGCGGACGCGGUUUGGUUUCUUCAGAAUGUUCCGAGUUUGAAUGAGUUUGAAUGGCACCAGGUGCCGUCAUCCACUUUGAAGAUGCUUUUCAAUAAGAAACAGCCAUAACAAUUAAUAUCCGUAUUCCUUACAAGAAUGACAAUAUUGACGGGAGGCCCCAGGACAUUUUGUUAAGUCCUGUCAAGCAUCACUGAGCACGUUUCAACACACUCUCACUGUUGAAGGUCAUUCUCUGAUCUUUCGCAUCCCAAUGUUUUGAUAGAUUUCCGAAUGGGAGGUUUUCGGGGCCAGUUUCUCAGUGACUUUGCUCUUGUAAAGCAUAUAUCCUCUAACCGAAUCAUAACGCUAUCGCUCAGGUUUUGAAUCGGAAUUUAAAAGAUCGGAGAAGUUGACGAUGAAAGUCAACGAAAUGAAAAUAACGAAUGAAACAGACGCAGACGGUCAUCCCAAGAGCGGAGCGUCACUAUUAGGGCGACCACCCUCCAGAAAGAAGGUGGUCCGAAAGCCAUUGUGCUGGCGACCGCCAUCAGGUGAUAAUCAGUAUGAUGGAUGCUGUACAAACUGCCUCCGACUCUCGCUCAUCUUUUACAUGCUCUAUUUAGUGGCUGUUGGAUAUAUUUUCCUACGAAAGGGUGUGUGGCUUCUGAUCACUGAUUCCAAGACAGAUCCUCACCUGGAUAAUCCAAUACAAGUGGCUGCAUACUUCAUUAUCAUGGCUGGUGUGGCUGUGGUCCUCCUGGCGUUCUGUGGAUGCUGCGGCGCGAUACGGCAAAACAGAAGUGUCUUAUCAGGUUUUGGAUCAGUAUUAUUAAUAGUAUCAAUAUUACUCUGUGUGGUGUCAGGAAUUUGGUUCACCUAUCGGCACAUGCUAAUCCCGUACUUUAUGGACUUUAUGCAUAACGGGUUAAAGAAUCAGUAUGGCAUGGACACAGAGAGCAAUCCGGAAAACAGUGUCGUCACUAGUUUGUGGGACUUGGUUCAGCAAGAGCUGAAUUGCUGUGGCAUCUCUGACAACAGUUCUUCUGAACAGAACAGAUCCUGGGAAUUCUAUACCACGAAUACGCAGUGGUAUUUGGAAAUGCAGAAUGACAGUCUGAGCCAACAGAAGGUUCCUCACAGCUGCUGUGACCCUGAAGGGGACAUGGCCGUCUGUACCGGACAAGCCUACUUCCCAGGACCCCCUAACUAUCUCAAUUCAUCGAUCGGAAAUUUUAAUCAGACCAACCCUUACUUAUUCACAAAUGACUGUUAUGACUUGUUAUCAUCAUUUUUGUUCAUACUUCCUGCUUUUGCUGCCAUGGGGUUUGUCAUUGCGCUUGAUGCAGCAAAGUCUUGAGAAGUCUGAUGUCACAUGGGGAAUUCAAAGAGAAGAACUUAUUAGAUAGAGGUGGUUCCCUGGCAUGAAGGGACGUGUCUGAGUCAAUAUUUGGCAAGUUCCAACAAUGUUCUUCAGUGAUAGACUUUUUGUGCAGUGUCUUUGUUACUCACUGCUUGGACUCAAGCAGAAGGAUUUUGUUUGUAUCAUAACAUGUUAUGGUUGUAUAUCAGGUUUCUAAACUGGAAUAAUUUCAUUAAGCAUAUAUGUCAUGUUCUAGUUUGUUUGAUACUACUGACAUCGAGAGCUUUCCCUUGAUCCAUCAUUGGAACCAUUAGCAUAAUCCGUGGAACCAUCGAUUGAUGUAGUUUUCC
Haliotis rufescens (red abalone) is the source of this 1701-nucleotide messenger RNA. Its product is annotated as tetraspanin-9-like. The record is from RefSeq and is a predicted model, not a curated record. The coding region runs from base 407 to 1348 and encodes 313 amino acids. Lineage: Eukaryota; Metazoa; Mollusca; Gastropoda; Lepetellida; Haliotidae. The transcript is spliced from 9 exons. Gene Ontology annotation, cellular component: membrane.